AUGUCAGAUCUCAGAAUUGUGAUGGUGGGGAAAACUGGAGCUGGAAAGAACGCAACAGGAAACACCAUCCUGGGACAAAAAGCUUUUAAAGAAGAAUUUUGUUCUGAAUCUGUGACUGGAAAAUGCCAACAGUAUCAGCGGAGGCUAGAAGGUAGAAUUAUCUCAGUGAUUGACACUCCAGGGGUGUGUGACACAUCAAUGCGUGAACAAGACCUGAAGGAUGAAGUAGUGAGAUGUGUAGAAAUGUCUCUUCCUGGUCCUCAUGUGUUUCUACUGGUCAUCAGACUGGAUGUGAGAUUCACAGUUGAGGAGAAGAACACAGUAAAAUGGAUUCAGGAGAACUUUGGAGAAGAUGCUUUACAUUACACCAUCAUUCUUUUUACUAGAGGGGAUCAGUUGAAAACAUCUAUAGAGGAGUUUCUGACAACAAACAAGCAGAUGAAUGAGCUAAUCAAACAGUGUAAAGCUGGUUAUCAGGUUUUUGAUAACACAAAUGAAAAUCAAGCACAGGUUAGUAAGCUGUUAUGGAAGAUAGACACAAUGGUGAAGGACAACAGACGAGAGCAUUACACAAAUCAGAUGUACCAGGAAGCUCAAAGGAAAAUCUGGGAAGAAGAAGAGAGGCAGAGAGAGGAGGACAAGAGAUUAAGGCAAGAAGAGGAGAUAAAGAUAAGGAAGGAUGAACAAAAGAGACUUGUCAAGACUGCUAAAAUGGGAGCCUUGGUGGGAGCAGGUGUAGGAGGAGUGAUUGGAGGUGUAGCACUGGCAGCGGGAACUGGAUUGGCACUACCUGCAGCUUUAAUCACAGGAG
Sinocyclocheilus rhinocerous is the source of this 811-nucleotide messenger RNA. RefSeq names its product GTPase IMAP family member 4-like. The transcript has a single exon. The annotation marks the transcript as partial. NCBI's taxonomy places the organism in Eukaryota, Metazoa, Chordata, Actinopteri, Cypriniformes, Cyprinidae. Gene Ontology annotation, molecular function: GTP binding. The record is from RefSeq and is a predicted model, not a curated record.